UGUCAGUAAUCAGGAGCUUUGGGAAGAAAUGCUGGGUUCCAAAGGACUGAUUGUGAUAGAUGUUUAUCAAGGCUGGUGUGGCCCAUGUAAAGCAGUAGUAAACCUCUUCAGGAAAAUAAGAAAUGAACUUGGCGAUGACCUGCUGCAUUUUGCUGUGGCUGAAGUAGAUUCAAUCGAUGCCCUAGAGAAAUAUCGUGGAAAAUGUGAGCCAACGUUUCUCUUUUAUGCAGGGGGAGAGUUAGUAGCUGUUGUAAGAGGAGCCAAUGCACCAUUGCUACAGAAAACCAUUCUGGAGCAGCUAGAGGCAGAAAGAAAAGUCUUGGAUCAUGGAGCAGACAGAGUGGUGAUCCAGGAUGAAGCCCUUCCUAAAGAAGAAGAAAGCACUGUUGUUGGGGGAGAGGAGGAGGAGGAGGAAGAUGAUAGUGAGGAAAAUGAAGCAGAUUAAUUAAUUGGUUUGUCUUCAGGGACUGGCUUUCCAACUGCCCUUCGGGAGAAAAUGAGAAAUCUUAGACAAGCUUCCUUUUAUAGUAGAGAGAAAAAAUGUGUCACCAGUGGCUAACUCUUUGUCAUAAGCAGUAGACAUGUGGGUCAGAUAGAGGUGAUCUACAAAUAAGUAAAAUGGUCAUAAAAGACACGUUACCUCUAUGGCAAGUAGUGCAUGUAAUUGCCAUAUUAGAAUUCAA
Messenger RNA from Elgaria multicarinata webbii, 683 nucleotides. It is a transcript of the gene NME9, whose product is annotated as NME/NM23 family member 9. The transcript has 6 exons. NCBI's taxonomy places the organism in Eukaryota, Metazoa, Chordata, Lepidosauria, Squamata, Anguidae. The record is from RefSeq and is a predicted model, not a curated record. The coding region runs from base 29 to 445 and encodes 138 amino acids.